This is a messenger RNA of Paraglomus occultum, 1752 nucleotides long. The record is from the annotation of a GenBank genome assembly. NCBI's taxonomy places the organism in Eukaryota, Fungi, Glomeromycota, Glomeromycetes, Paraglomerales, Paraglomeraceae.
AUGCUCAUAAAAGAUAAAAUUGAAAACUUAGAGCUAAAGAGAAAAAGGGAAGUAACGGAAGAACAUGCAGAGCGUGACAAUGUAUACUUCGUUGAUCCAUCGGGGGAAAGUGUUCCACUCCUUGAUAUGAUUCGGAGAGGAGAGUUCGUCGCUUUAUAUGGUGCGCGCGCUUCAGGAAAAUCCACGCGCGUGAUUCAAGCUAAGGAACAGUUGAUACGCGAAGGCUUUAUUUGUGUUUACAUAACUCUCGAGAUGAUUAACAUAGAAUCUGUAGAUAAAUUCUGGAUAUCGCUAAGCCAUUCAUUUGAAACUAGUGUCGCUUCCAAUAUCAACUUUACUGGUAUCAAAUCCGCUAGUGAAUUCGCUAGAUUACUUGGGAAAGACAGGUGUAAACAAAAGGUCGUUUUGUUUGUCGAUGAGUAUGAUGUAUUGUAUGAAGCAAGUGAUGAAGUUAGAACCUCAUUCCUUGGGAUCAUCCGCGGCAUAAAAAACGCAAAAGAUAGUUAUUCUCUCUGGUCCUCCGUGGCCAUCGGUCCUUUCAGCAUCUUACAUUUGAGUUCAAACAAAAGUAUGUCGCCAUUCAAUGUGAAGGAUCCAUUUCCAAAUCCAAAUUUCACGAAGGAACAAGUGCAGUCAUUGUAUAGAGACUUUGCACAAGACUACGAGUUCACCAUUGAUCCAGCAAUCAUUGAGGACAUUUACACGCGAACAAAUGGGCAUGCGGGCCUUGUAUGUCUUUGCGGAAAAGCUAUUUAUGUACAUUUAUUGAGAAAACUUGAUGAAAGAAGAAGGCUUGACUCCUUAACCUGGUUGAAUUUCACCAUCAAUUCAUUGCAAAAAUCAGUGCUUGAUUAUGCCACCUUCAGAAAGAUGGUCCAUACACUUACCAAAGAUAAAGCCAGGCAAGCUAUGCAGCUUGUUCGAUCUGCAUUCAUAGGAUACUUUGAUUUAGUACACAUUGUUGACAAUGAAGAAAGAAACUUUGCAGAAUUCUUAACAGCUGAGGGUGUACUACUUAGGGAUGAAGAGAGCAAAGAUAGAUUUAAAAUGUCAUCUGUUCUUGUAGAUGAGCUCAUUCGGCAGAGAGUCAUUCCUGAAUUAUUCAGGUCCACUCCAACAGUUGCAGUUCCUGAAACACGUGAUGGAUUCCUUGAUAUUAUCAACAUUUUGAAGACAGUUGUUCAGUUCUUUGACCAAGACAUCAUUUCCCGAGCAUUCUAUCGGUCAUUUAAAACAGCACGUGAUGUAUAUGUGAAUGGUCAGAAAAACAAACGUGUUCCCCGAGAAAGCACCUAUGAUACAGAGAUGAACAGAAUCUUAAUCAAUUGGAUUUCCAAACAACGCAAUUUUGAGGUCACUUCUCAGUGGCAUUUAGUAGAAUAUUGUGUCAAUGAAAAAGAUAAACACACAUAUAGUGAUAUUGUAGUCAAAACUCCAUCUCAGACGGUUGUUUUGGAACUUCUAGCUACUGCGACCAGAACACAACUCGACGAACACUUUGUGCGAGCAAUUGAAUAUGGGAACAAGCUAUCCGCGGAAGAAGUUUGGAUAGUACAUUUCACAUGUGAGGAUAAUUCAACCCAAAAUCCUUAUUAUCCAUCUAAGGCAGAACUUUGCAGACUUAAUAUUGUACACUUCUUGCAUGAUGAAUGGUUUAAAAAUGUGCGAAUGAGUGCUCGAUUCAUGGAUAGCUCUGAUAACUUUAGUUAUAUUAAUGACUCACUGAUUGUACUUAACAACAAUCUUAGUUAA